AAGGGUUUCUUAAUUUUGGGUUUUCUUGAAAAAAAAAAUUUGGAUUGUUUUUUUUUUUUUUUUUAAAUUUUGAGAAAUAAUAGGAAGCAAGAGAAAAUUAGAAAUGGGGAGUAAAUGGAGGAAAGUAAAGCUGGCUCUGGGUAUGAAUCUGUGUGUGUACGGCCCCAGGAACCACGUGGCCGACAAUGACGACGACUACGACUCCCUUCCGCCGCCGCCGCCUUCUCAGCGGCGGUCGGACGCCGCCCUCCUCUCGCCGCCGUGUGACUGGACAUCUGUUCCGGCGACUCCGGCCCCGGCUUCUAACAGGCUCAGGCUUUCCAAGAGCUUGAGCAGAUCUUCUUCAAAGAAGACUUGCUCGAUAUGUCUAGCAUCGAUGCGACGAGGAGACGGGCAAGCUAUAUUCACCGCAGAGUGUUCCCACUCGUUCCAUUUCCAAUGCAUCGCUUCGAACGUUAAACACGGCAAUCAAAUCUGCCCCGUUUGUCGAGCAAAGUGGAAAGAAAUCCCCUUCCAAGGCCCCACCGAUAGGGCGGCCCGCAAUAACAACGACGAAUUUAUGACCGUUCUCCGUCGAUUACCACCACCACGUUCAAACUCCGCCCGUAACCCCGCCCCGAUAUUUCAAUCCCCCGAGCCAUCAAUCUUCAACGAUGACGAGUCAUUGGAUCACAAAAUCGACUCCACCAACACAACUUUCUCGGACAACAAGACUCCCACGGAUAAUCUUAACCACGGACGGAAAGUCAAUAUCAAGACAUACACGGAAGUUUCAACUGUCGUAAAAUCCCAUAAAUUGGACAGUUUCACCGUGUUGCUUCAUCUAAAAGCCCCCGCUUCGCACUCUCAGACCCCACGAGCCCCCGUCGAUCUUGUCACCGUUCUUGACAUAAGCGGGAGCAUGGCGGGCACAAAGCUCGCAUUGCUUAAACGGGCUAUGGGCUUUGUGAUUCAAAAUCUCGGCCCGAAUGAUCGGUUGGCGGUGAUCGCCUUCUCCUCCACCGCCCGCCGCCUCUUCCCGCUCCGGCGAAUGUCUGAAACAGGGCGGCAGCAAGCCCUGCAAGCUGUUAACUCCUUGGUCGCCAAUGGAGGAACCAACAUCGCCGAGGGGUUGAGAAAGGGGGCCAAAGUAAUGGAAGACCGACGCGAGAAGAACCCCGUUUCGAGUAUCAUACUAUUAUCGGACGGGCAAGAUACUUACACUAUCACCCAAAAUCGACCAAAUUACGAGAUGCUCCUUCCUUUAUCGGUUCGACCCAAUGAUUCGUCGACUUUCAAGAUUCCGGUACAUGCGUUCGGUUUUGGUGGGGACCACGACGCAUCGUCGAUGCACUCGAUCUCGGAAGCUUCCGGAGGGACCUUUUCGUUCAUCGAGACAGAAGGGAUAAUCCAAGACGCCUUCGCGCAGUGCAUUGGUGGACUUUUGAGCGUUGUGGUUAAGGAUCUUCGUGUGGGGAUUGAGUGUGUGGGCCCCACGGUUUAUAUAGGAUCUUUAAAAGCAGGGAGUUAUCACAACCGUGUGAUGCCCGAUCGAAAGACGGGAUCGAUUGAUGUUGGAGAUCUUUACGCAGACGAGGAGAGAGACUUUUUGGUUUCCGUAAAUGUCCCUGUCGAAGAAACGUCGAUCUUGAAGGUGAGUUGCGUGUACACCGACCCUUUGACGAAAGAGUUUGUGAAAUUGGAAGGUGAGGAAGUUAGAAUCGAGAGAAACAAUGACGUGGCAAAAAUCUCGAUCGAAGUGGACAGGCAACAAAACAGAAUUCGGGCGGCAGAGGCUAUGGCGACGGCGCGAGCACUGGCGGAGAACGGGGAUCUGGCGGGGGCGGUUUCGGCGCUCGAGAGCUUUCGGAAGGUUCUAUUGGAGACCGCUUCGGCAAGGUCAGGCGACAGGCUGUGCGCGUCGCUCGAGGCGGAGGUGAAGGAGAUGGAGGAGCGAAUGGCGAGCCGACACGUGUACGAGGCGUCGGGGAGGGCUUAUAUAUUGUCGGGGCUUAGCUCGCACUCGUGGCAAAGAGCGACAGCUAGAGGAGAUUCGACGGAUGGAUCGAGCCUCGUCCAAGCCUAUCAAACACCGUCGAUGGUUGAGAUGGUGACUCGUUCGCAGGCUUCCUUGUUGGGUAGCCCUUCGGGUCAAAGGCUUCUUAGGCCUAUGUGGUCGUCGUUCGGUUCACAACCGAAGCCAAGGUAGUAGUUUGUCGGUUUUAUUGUCGUUCGUCGCCUUCUUUUUUAUCGUCUAAGUUUGGUGGAGAAAUAAAUUAUGUAAAAGAUGGGGGUAUAUUGGGAAAGGAAUGUGGGGAAAGUUUUAGCUAGUGGUUUUUUUUUGUAAUUUGUGUGAUUGUUUGGGGGUGAUGUAGAUAAUGGUAUAUGGUUUUUUUGGGACAAAAGGGGUAAUUAUUGGACUGUAAUUGUGGGGAUACUGUCUAAUGAACUGUCCACUUCUUAUUAUGAGAAAUUGCAAUCCAGUCCCCGCUA
Erythranthe guttata (spotted monkey flower) is the source of this 2472-nucleotide messenger RNA. RefSeq names its product E3 ubiquitin-protein ligase WAV3-like. The record is from RefSeq and is a predicted model, not a curated record. NCBI's taxonomy places the organism in Eukaryota, Viridiplantae, Streptophyta, Magnoliopsida, Lamiales, Phrymaceae.